AUGUCUAAAGAACAAGAUCAUAGUGUGAAAGAAAUAGUACGUGAUUUAUGUACCUUUAAUCCAGCAUCAUCAUCUGAAAGUGCUCGUUUACCACAUGAUUUUUAUAUGAUAUUCAUUGGUCGUUUAACAACUCGUGAACAUUUACAAAAGUUGACAAGAACUGUUGAUUCACGAGAUAAUUCAAGAGAACAUGCGGGAGCAACAAAAUCAUCACUUACGAUGAUGGAGACAGAAGAAAUAGAAUUUUAUUUGGAAUAUAUUACAUUAGAAAAUAAUAUAAAUAGUGAAAAUGUUUUCUAA
Rotaria sp. Silwood1 is the source of this 300-nucleotide messenger RNA. NCBI's taxonomy places the organism in Eukaryota, Metazoa, Rotifera, Eurotatoria, Philodinida, Philodinidae. The record is from the annotation of a GenBank genome assembly.